AUGGGGAUUUGCUUCAGCGCUGAAGAGCAGUUCCAAAUUUCUCAACAGCAAAACUAUCAGAAGAAGAAGACCUCAGGCAAAAAUUCAGCAGUGUAUCUAAUGAAUUCAGAUUGUAAAGAGUCAUCAUCAGUUGGUGGUGGUAAACCGAGUCCAAGUGGAUUGCCUUUGCCUCCUAAAAACAUCAAAGAUCUUCAGACAACUCCAGGGUACGAGAAUGUGGAUAUAUUCACCUACCAAGAGAUGAAAUUGGCUACGAAGCAGUUCAGGCCUGAUUACAUUCUUGGGGAAGGUGGCUUUGGUGUUGUCUACAAAGGUGUUAUAGAUGACAAUGUGCGGUCUGGUUAUAAGUCCACCAAAGUUGCCAUCAAAGAACUUAAUCCGGAAGGCUUUCAGGGUGAUCGAGAGUGGCUGGCUGAAGUUAACUAUUUAGGACAGCUUAGUCAUCCCAACUUGGUCAAGCUCAUUGGAUACUGCUGUGAAGAUGAACACAGGUUAUUAGUCUAUGAGUACAUGUCAUUGGGAAGCCUCGAGAAACAUCUUUUCCGAAGAGUUGGAUGCACUUUGACAUGGUCGAAAAGAGUGAAGAUCGCGCUAGACGCAGCCAAGGGUUUAGCUUUUCUUCAUGGUGCCGAACGCUCCGUUAUAUAUCGGGAUCUCAAGACAGCCAACAUAUUGCUGGAUGAGUGUUACAAUGCUAAGCUCGCAGACUUUGGACUAGCAAAAGAUGGUCCCAGCGGAGAUCAAACACACGUGUCAACACGUGUUAUGGGAACUUACGGCUACGCUGCUCCUGAGUAUGUAAUGACAGGACAUUUGACGUCAAGAAGUGAUGUUUAUGGAUACGGGGUACUUCUCCUUGAGAUGCUCCUCGGGAAGAGGGCGAUGGACAAAAGCAGACCUUGCCGGGAGCAUAACUUGGUAGAGUGGGCACGACCUCUACUGAAUCACAACAAAAAGCUUUUGAGGAUCAUAGACCCUCGAAUGGAUGGGCAAUACACCACUAAGGCGUUAAUGAAAGUAGCCGAUUUGGCAUACCAAUGCUUAAGCCAAAACCCGAAAGGGAGGCCCCUUAUGAGUCAUGCGGUGGAAGUCCUCGAGACCCUCAAGGAAGAUGGCGAUGCUCAGGGGGAAGUCAUGGCUAAUCUCCACAGCAGGGGCAAGUCCGUAACCUUAUAUGAAGCUGCUGCUCCUAGUGAUUCCCAAGGUACAAGAAACGUGGAUGGGGAUGGGCAGAGGAGGAGAAGGCCAGAAAGUGGUAGAAGCAAGAGUGAAGCCUCGGUUGACACUGACCUAUAUGUUUCUGCUCUCGUUUCAUCUGAUCCGAACGCUACAACCACUUGA
This is a messenger RNA of Eruca vesicaria subsp. sativa (arugula), 1341 nucleotides long. NCBI's taxonomy places the organism in Eukaryota, Viridiplantae, Streptophyta, Magnoliopsida, Brassicales, Brassicaceae. The record is from the annotation of a GenBank genome assembly.